CAACAAUAUCAGCGGUCAGUUGUCAACAAUCACGAUAAUUUAAGAAAGUUAAACCACAAUGGCGGAUGAUGAGGGAAAUGAGGAUGUUGCUGAGGAGCAACAGCCAGAGGCCUAUGAGGACGACGCCCUCAGCCCCGUGCCUGUGCAGCCUCUAGACCCGCCCAAGUAUGAAGUUAGACCCGGCCUUGGAGAGAAGUUCCAAGCGGAGAAUAUACACGAGAUUAUAGUGACGUCCAUGCAACAGCAAUUGACGGGGCGUCAGUACCGCGCCGACCAGGCGCCGCACUGGGCGCAGAUGAUCGCCAACGGCGUGCGACAGCGGACCCAGGAGUUAGGCAUGAAGAGGUACAAAAUCCUAGUCCAAGCCGUGAUCCUCGAAAUGAAAGGCGCCGGCAUCAAGAUGGGCCAGCGCUGUCUCUGGGACCCCGAGACGGACGACUACGUGCACGGCCUUUAUAAGGACGGCAGCAUCAUGUGCCACUGCACCGUCUACGGGAUAUACAUGUACUGAGGCAAGCGGGACUACUGUUAGACACAUU
Messenger RNA from Cydia amplana, 539 nucleotides. Its product is annotated as dynein light chain Tctex-type protein 2B-like. Gene Ontology annotation, biological process: microtubule-based movement. The transcript has 5 exons. Lineage: Eukaryota; Metazoa; Arthropoda; Insecta; Lepidoptera; Tortricidae. The record is from RefSeq and is a predicted model, not a curated record. Gene Ontology annotation, molecular function: dynein intermediate chain binding. Gene Ontology annotation, cellular component: cytoplasm; cytoplasmic dynein complex. The coding region runs from base 59 to 511 and encodes 150 amino acids.